Messenger RNA from Peromyscus eremicus (cactus mouse), 2580 nucleotides. It is a transcript of the gene Cdhr1, whose product is annotated as cadherin related family member 1. Gene Ontology annotation, biological process: calcium-dependent cell-cell adhesion; cell-cell junction assembly; homophilic cell-cell adhesion. The transcript has 17 exons. Bases 1 to 2580 code for a protein of 859 amino acids. The record is from RefSeq and is a predicted model, not a curated record. Lineage: Eukaryota; Metazoa; Chordata; Mammalia; Rodentia; Cricetidae. Gene Ontology annotation, molecular function: cadherin binding; calcium ion binding. Gene Ontology annotation, cellular component: plasma membrane; catenin complex; adherens junction.
AUGAGGUGCUGCCCGCGGGCCGCCCUGGUCCUGGGGCUGCUGCGCAUUUACCUGGCCCAGGCCAACUUUGCCCCUCACUUCUUUGACAAUGGAGCGGGCAGCACCAACGGCAACAUGGCACUGUUCAGCCUCCCAGAAGACACUCCUGUAGGUUCUCACGUGUACACCCUAAAUGGGACUGACCCCGAGGGAGACCCUCUCUCCUACCACAUCAGCUUUGACCCCAGCACUAGAAGUGUCUUUUCUGUUGAUCCCAAUUGUGGAAACAUCACCCUGGUGGAAGAGCUGGACAGAGAGAAGGAAGAUGAGAUCGAAGCCAUCAUCAGCAUUUCCGAUGGCCUGAACCUGGUGGCAGAGAAAGUCGUGAUAUUGGUGACAGAUGCCAAUGAUGAGGCGCCCAGGUUUAUCCAGGAGCCUUACGUUGUCCUGGUUCCAGAGAACACACCUGCUGGCAGCAGCAUCUUUAAGGUCCACGCAGAGGACAAGGACACAGGCUCUGGAGGGAGUGUCACCUACUUCCUACAGAACCUACACUCCUCCAAGUUCACCAUGGACCGCCACAGUGGUGUGCUGCGUCUCCAGACUGGAGCCACACUGGACUAUGAGAAGUCGAGGGCUCAUUUCAUCACUGUGGUCGCCAAGGAUGGUGGAGGCAGGCUUCGAGGGGCUGAUGUGGUGUUCUCAGCCACCACCACAGUCACCAUCAAUGUGGAAGACGUUCAGGAUACGGCCCCUAUGUUCGUGGGUACACCUUAUUAUGGUUAUGUAUACGAGGACACCCUUCCGGGCUCGGAGGUGCUGACGGUGGUUGCCAUAGACGGAGACCGAGGCAAACCCAACCACAUUCUCUACAGACUCUUGAACGGUAAUGAUGGAGUCUUCGAAAUUAAUGAGACAUCUGGAGCCAUCUCCGUCCUUCAGAGCCCUGCCCAGCUCCGGAGAGAGGUGUAUGAGCUUCACGUGCAGGUGACAGAGGUCAACUCUCCAGGAAGCCCAGGUGCUCAGGCCAUGGUCCCAGUCACCAUCAGGAUUGUGGACCUCAACAACCAUCCUCCAACCUUCUAUGGAGAGAGUGGACCCCAGAACAAGUUUGAACUAUCUAUGUGUGAGCACCCACCCCAGGGGGAGAUCCUUCGUGGACUCAAGAUCACUGUCAAUGACUCUGACCAGGGAGCCAAUGCCAAGUUCAACUUACGGCUGGUGGGACCUGGAGGCAUCUUCCGAGUCGUGCCACAAACGGUCCUGAAUGAAGCCCAAGUCACCAUCAUAGUAGAGAACUCAGCCGCCAUUGACUUUGAAAAGUCUAAGUUGUUAACCUUCAAGCUCCUGGCUAUUGAAGUGAACACCCCGGAGAAGUUCAGUUCCACAGCAGACAUUGUGAUCCAGCUUCUGGACACCAAUGAUAAUGUCCCCAAGUUCACCUCUCACUACUACAUUGCCAGGAUCCCAGAGAAUGCUCCAGGGGGCUCCAACGUGGUGGCUGUCACAGCUGUGGAUCCAGAUACAGGACCAUGGGGCAAAGUCCAGUACUCCAUCUAUGGGACCGGGUCAGACCUAUUCUUGAUUCACCCAUCAACUGGGCUUAUCUACACUCAGCCCUGGGCCAGCCUGGAUGCUGAGGGCACUUCGAGGUACAAUUUUUAUGUGAAGGCAGAAGAUAUGGAUGGGAGGUACAGCCUGGCUGAGGUGUUUGUUACUCUGUUGGAUGUCAAUGACCAUUACCCUCAGUUUGUACAGAGCAUCCAGGAGAAGACAAUGGUGCUGGGAACCCCAGUGAAAAUUGAGGCUACGGACCAGGAUGCAGAGGAGCCAAACAACUUGGUAGACUACUCCAUCACCCAUGCAGAGCCAGCCAAUGUGUUUGACAUUGAUGCACACACGGGAGAGAUCUGGCUCAAGAAUUCCAUCCGCUCCUUGGAGGCCCUACACAACAUCACACCCAGUGGGGACUACUCAUGGUCCCUACAGGUACAGGCCAAGGACCGGGGCUCCCCAUCUUUCAGCACAACAGCCUUACUCAAGAUUGACAUCACAGACACAGAGACGCUGUCCCGAGGCUCCAUGGCUGCCUUCCUGAUACAGACCAAGGACAAUCCCAUGAAGGCUGUGGGUGUGUUGGCUGGAGUCAUGGCCGUUGUUGUGGCCAUAACUGUCCUCAUCUCCACCGCCACCUUCUGGCGUAACAAGAAGUCCAACAAGGUCCUGCCUGUGAGGCGUGUGCUCCGUAGACGGCCCAGCCCUGCACCCCACACGGUUCGAAUAGAGUGGCUAAAAUUCAGGAGGGCCAAGGCUGCGACCAAGUUCAUACUCAAAGAGGAUCCUCCCAAUGAGAACUGCAACAACAGCAGGGCGGGAAUCACAGUGCCCCCCAGAGCUCCAGCUCUUCCGCCACCCCCCAAAAUGGCAUCCAAUACAGUGGCCCAACAGACAGUGCCUACUGUAUCUGGAUCCCUCACCCCGCAGCCACCCCAACAAUUACCCAAGCCCAAGCCCUUAGGAGGCCCCAUUCAGUCCUCUCUGGUCUCUGAGCUCAAGCAAAAGUUUGAGAAGAAGAGUCUAGACAACAAGGUUUACUUCUAG